This is a messenger RNA of Thalassophryne amazonica, 4857 nucleotides long. RefSeq names its product lecithin retinol acyltransferase b, tandem duplicate 1 (gene lratb.1). Lineage: Eukaryota; Metazoa; Chordata; Actinopteri; Batrachoidiformes; Batrachoididae. Bases 262 to 2178 code for a protein of 638 amino acids. The transcript is spliced from 20 exons. The record is from RefSeq and is a predicted model, not a curated record.
CUCAGAGCUUUUUUAUGUGAUUAAAUAAAACUUGCAGAUUAUGAAUCUUUUUUUAAUCAAUUUGAGAUAGAUACUUCCGACCGGUCGGUGGCAGUAGUGCUCUGUAGUAGUUGCCUACUGCCGAUCAGAAGAGCGUCGAAGAAUGAGUGCUUGUUUCCGCUCGGACUGUUUUUCUGGGCGGACCUUUCACUUUUGACCCUGUCAGAUUCGCUACAAAAGCAGGAGAAAUUGUUUGUUUUACUUUUUUCUUACGUUUUUAAAAUGUCAGUUGCUGCGCGCGUUCUCCGUCAUGCGCACGCGGUAUCGUUCUUACGGUUGUCGCGCGGAACGUGCGCGGUCGUGUGCGGCAGACUUUACAGGACCCAGAGUCCUCCGAUCCGGAUCGGCUGCGCCUCUGGAUUCUGGGGGGACACGGCCGCCUCAGUUCCUCAGCUCAUCUAUGGAGGGAAUGUGGAUGUCCUGGUGUUUGAUUACCUCAGUGAGAUCACCAUGUCUCUGCUCACCGCCGCCAAGACCAAAACCGCAAAUAUGGGCUACGCUCCAGACUUUGUCCACAUGGCCGUGGCUCCGUUCAUUAAUGACAUCUAUAAAAAAGGGAUUCGUAUAGUCAGUAAUGCCGGCGGUGUCAAUCCUCUGGCUUGUGCUGAAGCCAUACAGGAAGUUGUCAAAAAGGCGGGCCUAAACCUGAAGAUUGCCGUGGUGACAGGUGAUGAUCUCAUGCCUCAUAUGAACCAUCUGGCAGAGGUGAAAGUGGCAGAUGACGGUCGCAUGCAGCAACUGCCAAAAACACUCCACAGUAUGAAUGCCUACAUUGGGGCCAUUCCCAUCCAGCGCUGUCUGGAUCUCGGGGCAGACGUGGUGAUAACGGGCCGCUGUGUGGACAGCGCUGUGGUUCUGGGGCCGCUCAUGCACACUUUUGGCUGGAAAGCUGCUGAUUACAACCUGCUGGCAGCUGGGAGUCUCGCAGGUCAUCUGAUUGAAUGUGGAGCUCAGAGUACUGGAGGAAUCUUCACCGACUGGCACCAGGUUCCCGACUGGGAUAAUAUCGGCUUCCCUGUGGUGGAAUGUUCCAGCGACGGCUCCUUCGUUCUUUCCAAACCACCAAAAACCGGCGGCUUGGUGUCGUUUGGCACAGCUGCAGAGCAACUAGUGUACGAGCUCGCCGACCCACGACGGUACCUGCUGCCCGACGUCACCUGUGACUUCAGCCAGGUGGUCAUACGAGAGAUCCCAGGUGUAGAAGGAGGAGCUGUAAGAGUGACGGGCGCGAAAGGUUUUCCUCCAUCACAAGACUACAAGGUGUGUGCCACCUACCUGGAUGGUUUCAGAGCCACUGCAGUGUGUCCACUAGGGGGCCCGCGAGCAGCAGAAAAGGCGAGACGCACCGCAGACGCCAUCAUCAAACGGACGAGGCGAAUGUUCAAGCAGUUAGGACUGGAGGACUUCAGCUCCCUCAACAUCCAGAUCCUAGGAGCUGAGGACACAUACGGCGCCAGUGCUCGUAACAAGAGCUCCAGAGAGGCAGUGAUCUGGUUGGCCGUCAAACACAAACAGAAGAAAGCUCUGGAAGUGUUCACUCGGGAAAUCGCCCCAGCAGGAACCGGCAUGGCUCCUGGACUGACCGGCAUCGUAGGUGGGCGACCUAAAGUGUCGCCCGUCCUGAAGCCGUUUUUCUUUUUUCACCCAAAGUCUGAGCUGAAGGUAGACAUUCACAUUGAUGGAGAGCUGGUGGAGUCGCUUACAGAGGCGGGGCCAGAGACAGAUGAGCAGGAAGCCCCUCCCACUUUAACAGAGGAUUUACCUGACACAGACCUGCCCAGCGGACGUCACCGCUACAGACUGGAGGAGCUCGCCUACACAAGGAGCGGCGACAAAGGUGACACCGCUAACAUCGGAGUGAUUGCUCGCCAUCCUCUCUUCUUCCCCUACCUGAAAAAAUAUCUGACUUCUUCUGUGGUGGAGGACUACUUUGCUCACCUCAUUCAGCCGGGAGUGAAGAACGCCGUCACCAGAUACUCUCUUCCUGGUAUCCACGGGCUCAACUUUGUGUUGCAGAGCUCACUGGGCGGGGGCGGGGUGGCAUCUCUACGCAGCGACCCCCAGGGUAAAGCUUACGGCCAGAUGUUACUGGAUUUGGAGUUUGAAGAACUGCCGGACCUCAAGUCACUGGUGGACUGAGAGACGUAGAGGAACAAUCUGAGGAAGGUGAAGAUCCUCAGCGGGUUAUGGAGGAAAACUUUGUUUGGACACAAACUAGAGAUUGUCAUAGAGGUGCAAGAAUCUAUUCCACCCACGGCUCCACACAGCUGACAGGACUAACAGGUCCAGGUGUGUGGGCCAACAUCUACUCCAACAAAUUCACUAAUCAGCUGUGAUCCAGCCAAGUGGGAAUAGGUAACUGGAAGUCUAAACUAGGAUGGCAAAAAAUGCAACAAAUCUGAAAAGGAAGCGUGACAAGAACAAAAAUAAGUUCUCACCCUCAGUCUGUCCGCUAGCUGCAGACUGAUCACGUGGGGGUCACAUGACCCCUGUUGGACCAGGCUGGAAAGGCCACUUGGAGUUGGUGCAGCCACUCUGGGUUUGGAUGAAAUGUGCUGUCCUCCAAAAAGAUCAUAUGACAUGGAAGCAUGAUCAGCACCAGCCUGGAAGGAGAUGCAACUGACCAAUCCGCACAAGGCACACCCACUUUUUUUUUUUUUUUAAUUUUAACAAAUUUUGGAUAGUCAUCUUGGGUUAUGUUUUUUAAAAAUGCCCAGGCUCCACCCCCUUAGCUUGAUCCACCUCCAAGAUUGAUAUCUCCAAAAAAACAUGCAUAAAGUGAAAGAUGCAGCGUCAUUCAUCACUGUUACAGCCAGUUACAUUUGGGCAAGUUGGUGGCUGAAUAAAAGAACACUGUUGUAUUUCUGGACUGACUGCUGGUCACCUGACCCCAAAAGGAAGCUGAAAACUUUCAGUCUGAUGCGGCUCCUGACCUGAGGGUUUUUGGGAUCAGAGUUGAAAUAAACAAAGGGUCUGAUCACAUAUCAGAGGGGCUGCAAGUCCUAAGAGGCGUCGUCCACCAGAGUGUUCACCUCAUUCCGACCCGACCCUGGCGCUCACCGGGGCCGCAGGAAUGUUAUAUUCCUCCACCAAACCGGUGUUCUGGCUUCCAUUUGGACUGUUUUGAACCAUAAUUGCAAACAGAUUCCCGCUGCAGUGGCUGAAAACUGACAGCACCUCCUCCUCAGAUUCACCAAACCCUCCUCCCGCCCCGCUGCAUCCCACGAAUAAACCUGACUCUUUCCUGGCGCUUUGGACUUACGUAGGUUCCUGGAGCAUUUUUCAGCUACUGUUGCGAUGACUUGUAAACUCAUUUUCAGAGUGAGAUUCUCAUCUUUAUUUCCACUGUGAGUCAGAAAUGUAAAAUCUAAAAUUCCUCUGAAGUUUGAUGGCGUUUGCGAAAACGCCGUCGCCUUGAUAAUCAGUUUCGUACACACAAUUAAAACCAUGACGUGUGAUUUAUUUCUCUCCAGUAGCAGAAAUAAUCCUGGCAGCAGAGUAGAAAACAGGAUUUACUUAGUUUGAUUUGGUGUCAGAAUGAUACAACUUCUAUCUCCAAGACCUUUGAGGUGACGGACCUCAGUGUCGUCCAGCACAUAUGUGACCUAUGAGUUUGCCAGGAUGGAAAGUCUCCAGUCCAAGUCGGGUCUUGGACAGAACUGCCUUAGAUCCUGGAUGGAAACCUCUCCAAAGUAAGUGUAUUUACUGCUGCCAGGUGAAAAGGGGGAAUGUCCUGACCUUGAUCUUCUCCGGCUGCUAGAGCCGUGAACACUGUGACCAGAGAAACACAUAACAUGGACAAAAAUAUCACUGAUUUUCCUCACCAGUGCAAAGUAAUACUCCUCAUCGGAGUCUCACUAAGUAACCAUUUCUUUGACAGUCAUUCUAAGUCCCCAAGGAUCCUCGGAAGAGACAAAGUAUCGGAUACACCCAGUCGUCACGUUAGGCCACUGGUUCGUGUUGACAACCAGGAGACAUGAAGUCAUCGUGAAUCUUUCAACAGUUUCUCCACAAUUAGAACCCAACCAAUGUGGGUUCCUUGGGGGCAGACACACUAUUGGGGUGUAAAAAAAAAAAAAAAAAAUACUGAUAUAUCUAAAAAAUUGCAUUAAUUCCUAACAUUUCAUUAUAUAACCCUUAUGACAAAGAAAUGUAACUGUGGAUUGAUGUUUUACAGCUUAAACGUAAAUAACUGUAAAUAUACCCAACAAUCAACCAACAUACAUCAUGCUGCCAACACUUGGAUUGGCAGUUGCCAUGACGCAUCACUCGGCAUUUGCGUAAAAUAAACUCCUAAAGUAUUUUAACCCCAUCUAGCUGGUGGCAUAGCAACAACUUGUCGCUAUAAAAUGCCCAUAAACUGGCUGCUUUGCCUCUGUCUCUUGACGCCAACGUGACCAGAAGGUGAUGUUGGGGGGCAGCCAUGUAAACGGUUACUACAAAUUGACAGCUGAAGUAUUUUUCUGCAUUGUUCUGUAAAAAAGUUUUCAUUAUCGGCAAAAAUAACACCAAUGCCGUUAUGUUGGUAAAAGGCGCAUAUUGCCCGAUAUGAUCAGUCAUCCAGUAUAAGGGUCAGGCUAGAACAGAUACACUAAUGAUGGUUGACUGCAGGAAGUCAUCAAAAGCCUGGAUCUUGGUCUUGAUCCAGGUCUGUCACAAACCCAGACACUCAAAUUCCUCACUCAGUUUUCCCUAAGUGCUGCAAUGAAGGUAUCCGUUUAUUCCGCAAAGGUGCCAAAGACGCUGGACGUCAGUGUUAGCCAAAACCCAGUCCAUACAAGAACUGAACAGAGGCCAGAAGCUAUAAAAAGGAUAGUU